AUGCGGCGCGCGACUGCGAUAAAAAACGCGGCGCUCGGGAAACGUGCAUACAUUAGUGAGCGAGACGGCGGCGACGCCACGCCCUCCCGCGAGCGUAGCAACGCCGCCCGCCGCCCGCCACACGUCGCCCGCCUCGAGCGGUGGUCACCGUCCGACGGCCACCGUUCGACCGGCUUAGCACCAACAGUUGCAAGAAACCGAACGAGCGAGUCCCGCGCGUGGCUGCACUACCCAGCCUCGCGGCUGCAGCGGCUGCUGCGCAGCGAGUGCCCGCCGCGCGCAGGUGAC
Molecule: messenger RNA, 288 nt
Organism: Iphiclides podalirius (scarce swallowtail)
Lineage: Eukaryota; Metazoa; Arthropoda; Insecta; Lepidoptera; Papilionidae
Source: the annotation of a GenBank genome assembly